AUGGCCGAGCUGGCCGCCGAGCUGGAGCGCAUCAAGAGGCUGGAGACCCCGCAGCCGCCGGGCCCGCAGUGCCUGAGCUUUGUGGAAAGCGACUGGUUCGGGGCGCUCUGCAACCUCAUGGUCGCCCUGAACCUGACCGGGAUGGCCUUCGGGCACGAGGUGCGCGCGGCCCUCGGGGAGGAGCGCCAGGUCUUACUGGACAACGCCUUCCUGUUGUGGUACGUAGCAGAGCUCACGGUCAAGGCGGCGUACUUCCAGGUCGACCUCCUAUUUGGACCCGUGAACGUCGUAUGGUGGAACUGGAUGGAUUUGGUUAUUGUCGUUAGCGGGGCACUGGAGCAGUGGUUGAUGCCGCUGCUCACGUCCACCGGCCUGCCAGGGGUCAAGCUGAAUUUGACUGGGAUGCGGGCCUUGAGGUUUCUGCGCUUUCUACGCGUUCUCCGGGCCCUUAAGCUCGUUCGCGUGUUCGUGCAAGGGGACUUCGGCUGGGUGCAGGGCACCACGUACGAGAUCGUCGGGACGGUGAUCCUCGGGGUGAAUUCGCUCACCAUGGCGGUGGAGCUCGACAACGCCGGGUGGCCGUGGUGGUCUCUCCUGAACGGCGCCGGAUUUCUUGCCUUCUACACGUUUGACAUACUCUGCAGACUGAAGUUUCAGGGCCUGGCGUUCUUUUAUGACAGAGAUACGCUUGGAUGGAACUACCUUGACUUCAUUCAACGGCUUAUCGUGUGCGAGGGCGUCGUGGACCAGUGGGUCCUGCCCGUGGCGCACGCCUUGGUGGCAGUCGUCAGCGGCCAGCGCUCCGAGCACGAGAGUACUUCGGCAAUGGGCAUGCUGAAGAUGCUGAGGCUCCUGAGGAUCCUGCGGCUGGCGCGUCUCUGCAGGAGCAUCCCGCCGCUUUACAAGCUGAUGCAGGGGGUCGCCGAGGCCCUAG
Messenger RNA from Prorocentrum cordatum, 934 nucleotides. NCBI's taxonomy places the organism in Eukaryota, Dinophyceae, Prorocentrales, Prorocentraceae. The record is from the annotation of a GenBank genome assembly.